This is a messenger RNA of Cannabis sativa, 1644 nucleotides long. RefSeq lists its product as uncharacterized. NCBI's taxonomy places the organism in Eukaryota, Viridiplantae, Streptophyta, Magnoliopsida, Rosales, Cannabaceae. Gene Ontology annotation, cellular component: nucleus. The record is from RefSeq and is a predicted model, not a curated record. Gene Ontology annotation, biological process: regulation of flower development. Bases 496 to 1347 code for a protein of 283 amino acids. The transcript is spliced from 4 exons. Gene Ontology annotation, molecular function: protein binding.
AGAGUACAGUGUUGCCCACAAAAAUGUCCAGAGAAAUGGGCUUGGUGCAACUCACCAUUGUACAAUUUGCAGUAUAAUAAUACCCAAAUUAAAUCUAAUAUUCUAAGUUGGGAAAAGUUUAAUAUGAGCUAAGAGCAUAUAAAAUAGUAUUUUUUUUUAUAUAUUAAAAAAAGAGUAUGAUAAUAGACAUGGGGACAAGCAUUAUAAAAAUAAUCAUGUCCUUUUUCAUAUUUUGUCCUUAUUAUAUUACAUCAUCUUGCAAUAAUUACUUAAUUACUCAAUUACCACUCCCCAUCAUUAUUUAUAUAUAUAUAUAAUAUACACUCUCUCCUAGCAACUCUAAGAAAAACAUCAAACUAAAACCAAACCAUAUUACUCUCUUUUUCUUCUUUGCAUUUUGGCUGCUCUGUUUCAGUGUGGUCCUUCUUCUGUUUUGAAUAAAGUAUUGUUCUUUGUUCUUUUUAUAUAUAUAAAUUUUUCUAGUGGCUUUGAGAAAUGUAUGCAGAGGCAGGGCUUUUGUUCCCUUGUUUCCAGAAUUUUUCUCAAGAACUUCAGCAAUAUGAUGAAUUUUGCAGAACAGAGAAGUCUAAUGUUUCAAUGAGUAACAUGGUUCAGGUUUCCAUGAUAUCAGAAUAUGACAUGGGAGCAGAAGGUGAUCUAUUCAAAGCUCCAGAACCAAUUAUAGAAGAAGCAGCCAUGGGACUUGAUCCAGUGACAGCAGCAGCUAUUUCAAUGGUAUCUUGUGGAGAAGAUGUCAUAUCACGGCAAGCACUCAAGGUUGCAGACAUUGAAUCAUUUCAAAAGGAGCAGCUUUUGAGUGAGGUCUUGUAUGAGUGUGAAAAGGAUCUGUUAGAACAAGCAGCCAUGGAUAUGCCACUGUCUGAAGUCCUGGAUAUUAAGAUUCCUUCUCUAAGGAUAGACGAAAACUUCAUCCAAGAAAACAAACUGUUUUCAGAUUCAUCAUUCCAGAAAAGCAUCAGCUCAGAAUGUUUAAGCUCAAUGGAGUGGAUGCAAGGACCUGUGACUAAGCCAAAUUUCCUUGAUUUCCCAGGAAUGGAUCUCGGUGCUGCUGCUUAUGGAAUGCGCCGUGCAUUUAGUGAAGGAGACAUUAAGACUCUUGGCAAUGGUAACAUAAGCCUCAUCCAUUCUCCCCAGCAGCCGAUGAUCAUCAGCAAAAGCAUCUCGGAGGAACGCAAGGAAAAGCUUUCGAGAUACAGGAAUAAGAAGACAAAGAGGAACUUUGGCAGGAAAAUCAAGUAUGCUUGCAGGAAGGCUCUUGCUGACAACCAACCAAGGAUUCGAGGAAGGUUUGCGAAAACCGAAGAAUCUGAUGGAAAGAGGCAAUAACUUUGAUUUUUACAUAAUAAGAUUGAGAAUCAUCUUAGGAAUAAAGUAGCUAGGUAGGUCCUGGUCCUGUGAUGUUUCUCAAUAAACCCCCUCAUGAUCAUCCUCCUCCAAAAUUCUGCAUAGUAGUAGAUAUGUUUUAUUGCUGUAAUAACCUCCUCUGUUGACCAACUUUGGCCUUGUAGAGUUGUAAAUAGGGUAUAAUUAAUAAUAUGCUAAAUAAAAAGGGGAGACCAAAACAAAGCUGUACUUGUUCAUAUAAUAUGUUAUGAAAUGUAAUAUGUUGAGUUUUUUUUCCUA